ACCUACAUACAAGAUCACUUCCUAUCUUCGCUUUGUACUUGCCUUGUGUAUUUGAAGUGUGUUGUGGGGUGAAACAGCCAAUAUAAAACAUUUGCGAGUUUAAAGAUUAGUACAUUGAUAAGUAUACUAACUUAAAAGUGUGUGUGUGUGUCUUUAUGCAACAUAUUCUGGUUUUGAUAAUAAACGAUUGUAUUUAACAAGAAGAGCCAAUAUAACAGUGAAUAAACAACUUUUUAGUAGGAGGAAAGUUCACAAUAAAUAUUGAAAAUGGCAACUUCUGUAGAUGCAAUUCAUAAAAGUUCAGAUCAAAUUAAUCCAGACCAGAUGUAUGUUACGAAGAAGUCUGAGUAUAAUGUGAAAGUAGCAAGUGACAAACGUCAGACUUGCUACAUCUCGGGCAUUUGCAGCCUGCCUAGUGGUCAUACUAUUGUUGCAGAUUAUAAUAAUAACAGAGUGAAGAUGUUUGACAAGGAUUACAAUUUGUCCAGUGACUUGGUAGUUAAUUGUAAUCCGCAGGACAUUUGCACAAUCUCGCCAAGUGAGGUUGCUGUCACAACUGUUAAUAAUACAUAUUUCAAAUUAAUCAGAGUGAGAAACGGGAAGCUGGAUAUUUUAAAUUUUACCAAGUUACCACAUGCUACCCUUGGCAUUUCAUGCCAUCAGGAAGAACUGUAUAUCACAUCUGGCACUGCUCUCUACCACUACGACCUGUUAGGGAAUUUGUUAAAAAAGCUCUAUGAGGAUACUGGAGGUGGCAUUACAGUGUACAAAUGUGCAUUUAGUCCUGAUGGUAAUUGGAUCUAUGUCACCAACUUUGCCCAGAACAAGCUCAUUACACUGGCCACGGACGGCACCCUGAUAUCAACUUUUACUGACCCUGAACUACAGGGGCCAAAAGGUGUACACGUCACACCCACAGGACAAGUCCUUGUCUGUGGUAUCAUCUCCCAUACUGUCAUACAGGUCGACCGUGAGGGGAAAAAGAAACUGGCAACUCUGGCUUCAGAGAACGAUGGACUGCGCUACCCAGUGUCUGUCUGCUACAACACCAACACUGACCAGAUGAUUGUGGGACUAUUUGCUAGCAAUAACAUCAGUGUUAUGGAAUUGAAAUAGCUCAUCCAUGUGGACAAAAACAUGGUUUUAAA
This is a messenger RNA of Dreissena polymorpha, 1148 nucleotides long. RefSeq lists its product as uncharacterized. The record is from RefSeq and is a predicted model, not a curated record. NCBI's taxonomy places the organism in Eukaryota, Metazoa, Mollusca, Bivalvia, Myida, Dreissenidae. Gene Ontology annotation, biological process: proteasome-mediated ubiquitin-dependent protein catabolic process; protein polyubiquitination. The transcript has 4 exons. Gene Ontology annotation, molecular function: ubiquitin protein ligase activity; protein binding. The coding region runs from base 268 to 1116 and encodes 282 amino acids.